AUGAAUAAGUUGAGGCGUAGUUUUUGUCUGUCGGCCUCGCACCUUUGCAGAUCUUGCCAGCCACUUGAGCGCAUCAAAAUGUCCCAACCAACAUGGACCAUGCCCACGGGCACCACCCAUCAACCUGACUUGAAAGUCUACAACUCUCUAACCCGAUCCAAAGUCCCUUUUAUCCCCAUAGAGCCAGAACACAUCAAAUGGUAUGCUUGUGGGCCGACGGUUUACGACGACGCCCACCUGGGUCACGCGCGCAAUUAUGUCACAACCGACAUUAUACGACGUAUCCUCCGAGACUACUUCCACUUCAAGGUGCGGUUUGUCAUGAAUAUCACGGAUGUCGACGACAAGAUCAUCCUGCGGGCGAGGCAGAGGCACCUAUACGACGAAUACAAAUCGAAACACAGAUAUAUUGAUGAGCAGGUCCGUCAAGAUGUGCGACAGGCAUGGCAUUAUUACGUCCAAAAGAACCUCAAGAGAAUAGGACCCAAGACCCUCCUGACCCCCGAGACGUUUGACGGUGUGAUUGAACAGUUCUAUGGAGACAUUCUGGCGGGAGGAAGUCUGGAACCUGGGACGAAACCGGGGGACAAGGAAGCCAAAGUCAAAAUGCACAUCAAUACAGCCAGGACCACGGCCAAGGCUUUGCUGCAAGAUCCGAAAAUGUUGACUCCACAUGAGUUCUACAACCGUGUGAGCGAUCCAAUGUGUCUGGUGUUGGAUGAACAAUACGGCAAGACCAUUCGGGGCGAUGAUUAUGCCGUGUUUACCAAACUCACCAAAGAAUACGAGAAUCGUUUCUUCCAAGACAUGCAUGAUUUGAAUGUCAUGGAUCCAGAUGACAUCGUCCGGGUCACGGAAUAUGGGAAAGAGAUUGCCGAGUUUGUCAAGAAAAUCGUGGACAAAGGCCUGGCCUAUCGUACGGCGGACGGGUCUGUUUAUUUCGACAUCAAAGCGUUUGAGGCACGUGGAUAUCCCUAUGCCAGGCUCGAACCUUGGAAUCGAAAUGAUGCCGAACUUCAAGCCGAUGGAGAAGGUGCCCUGUCGCAAAAGUCGGAAAGCGUCAAGAGAUCGCCCGCCGAUUUUGCGUUGUGGAAAGCAUCAAAACCCGGCGAACCCAGCUGGGACAGCGAGUGGGGUCCAGGUCGACCGGGCUGGCACAUUGAGUGCUCUGCCAUGGCUUCGGAGAAACUGGGUGAACAGAUGGACAUACAUUCGGGAGGAAUUGACCUGGCGUUCCCUCACCAUGACAACGAGUUGGCUCAGAGCGAGGCUUUUUGGGCCGAUGGCAGCCCGCGUCAGUGGGUGAAUUAUUUUCUGCAUAUGGGUCACUUGUCAAUUCAGGGCUCGAAGAUGUCCAAAUCGCUCAAAAAUUUCACCACAAUCCGGGAUGCCCUGCAUGUCCGAAAAGACUGGACAGCAAGAAGUCUUCGAAUAGUGUUCUUGCUCGGGAAUUGGAAAGACGGCAUAGAAAUUACCGACGACAUGGUUACGGAAGGGAGGAAUUGGGAGGACAGGGUGGACAACUUUUUCCUUCACGCCAUUGAGAACAUCAAAAACGCCAAAGCUACGAAUGGACAGAAGCCGGUGCUACAAGAAGUCAUUCAAGAGGCAGAGGUGAAAGUCCGACAAGCUUUGUUGGAUUCUUUCAAUACCCCGCUCGCCAUGUCGACGAUAUCGUCCUUGAUCAAUACCUACCAUAGCGCCAAAAAAUCCGAUCUCACUGCAGAAGAUCAUCGGAAUGCCGCGCUCUUUGUGACACGGCUCGUCAACAUUUUCGGGCUCAACGGUUCCGAGCCGGCAGAUACAGAGCAAGUGGGAUGGAAAGGGAUUGACAUUCCCGAUGCCGCCAAAGAGUAUGUCUACCCGUUGGCCAGAAUGAGAGACGAACUACGACAAGCAGCGAUUGCCAAAUCGAUCACGCCCGAAAAGGUUCAAGAAAUCGUGUCCACGUCGCCAGGUCUUGAAGAGCCUCCUUCUAGUGGAAGGCCGAGGCCUUCAUAUGCGCGGGCGUUGAGCGAAUUCAGCCGCAAUGCUCUGGAGGUGGCUUCGCCUGUUGAGAAUAGUGAUCUCAACAAACAGAUUCUUGCCCUGUGCGACCGAGUUCGAGAUGUCGACCUUUGGCAAUUGAACAUCUACCUGGAGGACCGGGACAAUGCUCCUGCCUUGGUGCGACCGGUCACGGAAGGCCUCAAAGCUGCGCGGAGAGAACGCGAGGAGAAGGCUCGGGCAAAGGAGGAAGCCAAGAAGAAGAGAGAACAAGAAGCAUUGGAGAAAUUACAGAAAGGGAAGCUGAGUCCAGCGGACAUGUUCAAGCCACCGCAUUCGAACGAAUUCUCGGCCUGGGAUGCCGACGGGUUUCCAACCGCGACGAAAGACGGCUCACCGUUGACCGCGUCGAGGGCCAAAAAGUUGAAGAAGGAAUGGGAGGCUCAAAGAAAGGCGCAUGAAAAGUAUUUGGCCGCGGUGCAGAAUGGAUCUGUUGGUCAGUAG
Exophiala dermatitidis NIH/UT8656 is the source of this 2490-nucleotide messenger RNA. RefSeq names its product cysteinyl-tRNA synthetase. NCBI's taxonomy places the organism in Eukaryota, Fungi, Ascomycota, Eurotiomycetes, Chaetothyriales, Herpotrichiellaceae. Gene Ontology annotation, molecular function: ATP binding; cysteine-tRNA ligase activity. The transcript has 2 exons. Gene Ontology annotation, cellular component: cytoplasm. Gene Ontology annotation, biological process: cysteinyl-tRNA aminoacylation. Bases 1 to 2490 code for a protein of 829 amino acids. The record is from RefSeq and is a predicted model, not a curated record.